Molecule: messenger RNA, 249 nt
Organism: Meloidogyne enterolobii
Lineage: Eukaryota; Metazoa; Nematoda; Chromadorea; Rhabditida; Meloidogynidae
Source: the annotation of a GenBank genome assembly
AUGGUUAUAAAAUUAAUUUCAUACUCCUAUUUUAAAGAUGCCAGUAAAUUAUCCUUGACGGUUUAUGCAAGAGAUGCAAUGCUUUUCUUUAAAAAAUAUAACAAAGAAGUUAUGGACUUUUUAAAAGAAAAAGGAUUUGGAGGAAAAUUAUUUUGGAAUUCCCCAAAACCAAUAUAUCAAGGAAAUGAUUGUGAUUGGCCAUCAGAAAGAGAAGUAUUUGCUAGAAGGUUAGGUUUUAUAGUUAAAUAG